Acipenser ruthenus (sterlet) is the source of this 10176-nucleotide messenger RNA. Its product is annotated as diacylglycerol kinase iota-like. Gene Ontology annotation, molecular function: protein binding; ATP-dependent diacylglycerol kinase activity. NCBI's taxonomy places the organism in Eukaryota, Metazoa, Chordata, Actinopteri, Acipenseriformes, Acipenseridae. The record is from RefSeq and is a predicted model, not a curated record. Bases 243 to 3293 code for a protein of 1016 amino acids. Gene Ontology annotation, cellular component: nucleus. The transcript has 34 exons. Gene Ontology annotation, biological process: regulation of synaptic transmission, glutamatergic; diacylglycerol metabolic process; lipid phosphorylation.
AGCAUGCCCCUGUGCAGUGCAGCCGGAGAAGGAUGCUGCAGCUUGCUACUGCUGCUAACACUGCCUAUGCUGCCAUUUCCAGCUAGACUUCUCUUCCUCCCUAGCGGAUCCGUGAUCGAGCCGCCCUGCAGUGGAACGAGCCCAACACUGAGCCCUGCCUUGUACCCAGCUCCGAGAUAACGAACACCGCCUGCUGCUGCCAGCCGCUGAGAGGGGGUCCACCCUUGCCCGUGGAGGGGGGCAUGGACCCCCUGGCCAAACCCUGCCCGGUUCAGGGAGAGCUAAGCCCACAAAACCAGAUCUGUAAUCGGUUAGCGCCCUUCGAAGCUGCUGGAGGAGAGGGAGACGAGCGCCGCUGCAGUAGGAACGAGGCGAGGGGAGGCGAGCCCCAACUCGGCCCCAGGGACAUGGAAGAGUCGCUGGAAGAGAAGCUCAAGGGGCUGGCAUUCAGAAAGCAGACUUCGUACAGAAAAGCCAUUUCCCGUUCUGGCCUCCAGCACCUUGCCCCGAUCCAGUUGCCCUUCCCUUCGCUGACAAACGGGCCUGCCAAGGAACUUCGGACCACUGUAGACUGGAGUGAGAAUGCUUUAAACGGAGAUCACCUCUGGCUGGAGACAAAUUGCUCUGGAGAUCUGUGCUAUCUGGGAGAGGAGACUUGCGUUGUCAGGAUUGCAAAGUCAGCCCCCCGGAAGAAGUGCGCAGCAUGCAAGAUCGUGGUGCACACGGCCUGCAUGGAGCAACUGGAGAAGAUCAAUUUCCGAUGCAAACCAACUUUUCGAGAGGGAGGCUCAAGGUCUCUGAGGGAUCAGAAUAUUGUUCGGCACCACUGGGUUCAUCGACGUCGCCAGGAUGGGAAGUGCAAGCAGUGUGGGAAGAGUUUUCAGCAGAAAUUCUCCUUCCACAGUAAGGAGAUCGUUGCCAUCAGCUGCUCGUGGUGCAAGCAAGCGUUCCACAAUAAGGUGACCUGCUUCAUGCUGCACCAGAUCGAGGAGCCCUGCUCCCUGGGGGGUCAUGCUGGGGUCAUUGUGCCCCCCUCCUGGAUCAUCAAAGUGAAGAAGCCUCAGAAUUCUUUUAAAAACUCAAGCAGAAGAAAAAAAAGGACAUCUUUCAAACGAAGGACCAGCAAAAAGGGAACAGAUGAAGCCAAGUGGCGACCGUUCCUGAUCAAGCCCCUCCCGUCCCCGCUGAUGAAGCCAGUCCUUGUCUUUGUGAAUCCAAAGAGUGGGGGGAACCAGGGUACAAAGGUGUUCCAGAUGUUCAUGUGGUUCCUGAACCCCCGGCAAGUCUUUGAUCUUUCACAAGGCAGUCCGAGGGAGGCGCUGGAGCUCUACAGGAAAGUGCCAAACUUGCGAAUCUUGGCGUGUGGAGGCGAUGGAACGGUGGGGUGGAUUCUGUCUGCUCUUGAUGAAUUACAGUUGAACCCACCUCCGCCUGUGGCAGUGCUACCUCUUGGAACUGGGAAUGACCUGGCACGCACACUCAACUGGGGAGGGGGCUACACUGACGAGCCCGUCUCCAAGAUCCUGUGUCACGUGGAGGACGGGAACAUCGUGCAGCUGGACCGCUGGAACCUGGAGGUGACAAGGGCUCAAGAUGACCAGGAGGAGGGGUCUCAGAAGCUUCCUCUGAGUGUCUUUAAUAACUACUUUAGCCUGGGGUUCGAUGCCCAUGUUACGCUUGAAUUCCAUGAAUCCAGAGAAGCCAAUCCAGAGAAGUUCAACAGUCGUUUUCGGAACAAAAUGUUUUAUGCAGGGGCAGCUUUUUCCGACUUUUUGCAGCGGAGUUCCAGAGAUUUAGCAAAACACGUCAGAGUUGUGUGUGACGGCACCGACCUUACCCCCAAGAUCCAAGAGUUAAAAUUCCAGUGCAUCGUCUUUUUAAACAUUCCCAGGUACUGUGCCGGCACCAUGCCCUGGGGCAACACUGGUGAUCAUCGCGAUUUUGAGCCACAGCGCCAUGACGACGGCUGUAUAGAGGUCAUCGGGUUCACCAUGGCCUCUUUGGCAGCGCUCCAGGUCGGAGGUCACGGCGAGCGACUGCACCAGUGCAGGGAGGUGACCCUGACCACUUUCAAGACCGUCCCAGUGCAGGUAGACGGGGAGCCCUGCAGACUGGCCCCCUCCACUCUGCGCAUCUCUCUCAGGAACCAGGCAAACAUGGUGCAGAAGAGCAAGAGGCGCACCUCCGUACCCCUGCUCAACGAUAUUCAGAAAGUCUGCACGGCCGACCUGCGCCGUGUUUCUGCUCCCCCAGACUCCUUUACUGUCCCUCACUCUGUUCCAGACCGGUUGCGGGUUCGAGUGAACAGAAUAAGCUUGCAGGAUUACGAGGCACUUCAGUUUGACAAGGAGAGACUGCGAGAAGUCUCCAUUCCAGUUGGGAUCAUUGUUGUUCGUGGAGAUUGUGAUCUGGAGACCUGUCGGCUGUACAUUGACCGGCUGCAGGAGGAUAUUCACCCAGCUUUUUCCAGCACUCACAGAGUACAUUACCAGAAUGAGAACGAACCCCAGUCCAGACCAUGCUCACAGAGACUCUGUCCCAACUGGUGCUUUCUAGACUCUACUUCUGGUGAUCUUUUCUAUCGCAUUGACAGAGCUCAGGAGCAUCUCCACUUUGUGACAGAGAUUUCUCAAGACGAGAUCUUCAUCCUGGAACCCGAGUCUCUAGGACAGCAGCCGGGAGGCAACACUCCGGGAAUGCCAGACCUGGUGGUGGAGCCCUGCUCAGGGAUGUCUGAGUUGUGGAACGGCUCGGUCCGAAAGCGCAUUGUGAGUGACAGUGGUGUGCUGCACUCUGCUACAAGACGGGAGAAUCAGGAAAGGCAGUCCGAAGACUGGGACACACAGGGGCUACGGACCCCUGUAACUCCAGAAGAGCAAGCUCUACUACAGGCUGCUGUCUGCGGAGACUUGCAAAAGUUCUCGGAGAUCUGCCGGCGAGGCAUCAGCUUGAUGGUGAGGAGUUCAAACGGCUGCUCUGCUCUACACCUCGCAGCCCAGCACGGGCACAGGGAGAUUGUCACCUUGAUUCUGGAGCACUGCUCCAUGACGCUGCUAGACAUUGGAGACAGUGAAAUGGGGGAUACUGCGUUGCACAAAGCUGCCUACCAUCGCCAGCACAGUGUCUGCAGGCUGCUCAUCGAUGCAGGGGCCUCCUUGAUAAAGCCUGAUUUUCAGGGCAAGACACCCAAGGACAAGGCCCAGGCUGCUGGGGACUCAGAUUUGGCCUCCUACCUGGAGAGCAGGCAGCAGUACCGGAUAAUCACCCAUGAGGACCUGGAGACUGCGGUGUGAGUCACUGGAACCCGAUGCAGAGAGUUGAUGCUCUGCCUCUACACGCAGCUUUGAUACCCCCUCCACACACACACACACCAAUACUGCAGCCAGUAUUGGGGUGUGGAGGCUGAGAGGAACUGUGGAGAAUUUGUGAGACUUUACCAGGAGGCUGCUGUUUAUUUUUUAUUUAUUUUUUGAGAGGUGGCGGGGGGUGGGGCAGCUGGCUCAUAACUUUGUAUCCAGCGACAGAGAAUUGACUCACUAUAUCAUCCAGCUCCCUGGACCUACCUCUCUCUAUGACAUAUGAACAUGCUGCACAUUAUUUAACACUACAUCCUGGAGAAACAGUAUUGGAGAAUGUGGUGUAGAUUUUACAGAACUAUCUGUCCUGUGCAUUCAGGAUCCUAAAUUGUCAUUUAGCAGAGACAAUCCAAAAAAGCUCUAUUAUGAGGCUCUGUAUAUCAGGAGGUUUUACUGUCGAAAUGUUUUCAGGGGAGAUUCACUUUCUCCUUGUUGAUAGGUCUGGAAGCAACAUUCACAUUUGAGUAGAAGCUUUAGUGUAAUAUCCUAACGGUCAAGAAGCAUGAGGCAAUUUUCCUGUUGAAGCAACUAGUUGUAUUUUUUUUUUUAACUUUGAUAUUGUUGCUUGAAGUUUUUUGCAUAUGGGGAAAAUGGUUUGAAAAUGUCACACGUAGUUGCUUUCUGUUGCAUGCUCACGCCACCAUAUCAGCUAGCUGUUAAACCUUUUUAAACUGGCCGUCUCACUGCUGGGGGCAAGACACUGGUGUAAAAUGCACUCUAAAACUACAAAUCCCUGUCCCGCUAACAGCAGUCCUGCUUCCCACCACAUUACAACUUCCCAUUCUUCCUCACCCAGUUUAUUAUAACCUAACUCUCACUGAUUUCCAGUACUUUUGUCAGUUUGGUAUCUCCAGCAGCUCUUAAAAUGCCCACCCCCUCUAUCCCCACUCCCUCCAGCUCCCAGCCCUCUCAAAGCAUGGCAGCCUUCCUGAGUGGACCAUGCUUCUCCUGUAUGUGAGUCAGAGCACAAAGCAGGAACUUCUAAGCUCUGAAUUUGAAGCCAGGAGCAGACUGACAUUCCAGGAGCAUAGCCUUUUUUGGAGAAUGUAUUUAUUAUAUUUUAAAUGUCCUAAAAUACUUAUUUAAUGAUUUACUUGCUUACACUGGAUUGCCUACGUGAGAUACAUAAUCAGAUUUGCCAGUAUGGGAAUCGUGAGUCCAACUUUUCAGAAAAGGUUUUUGCUAUUGUAACCAGACAAGCAGUCGACUGGGAUUGAAGCAAGCUUCUCCUGGUUAGAAUGAAACAGCGGUGUGCCUAGCGCUACCUAGUGCAUACUCAGAGAAAUUGUGCUGUGCUGUGGCUGUCUGAGCUACUCCAGGUCUGCCAGAUAAUGAUGUGUGUGCAGAGCACCUCCCUGUUGGUGCAACAAGGAAAUAUAGUAAGACAAAAAAAACACCAAAUAUAUAUUGAAUUCUUCCACCAUGCCUUGAGAUGUGCAGAAACUAUGGAAAAUAAAUCUCACACAUUGGUGAAAAAGAUACAUUUCCAGCAAAGUUACAAAAUAUUUGUUUCUCAAAUGAUUCAAUUAGUGUUGUUAUUGUGUAUUUAUUUAUUUCUCUCAAAAAAAAAAUCUGAGCCAUAUUCAAUGCAAUAUAAAUGGAUGACAUUUGUGCAUUAUUUACAUUACAUUAAUGUUAUGAAACAUGGGUGGUUGUUAAUGACACUGCAGGGCUUUGUGGUGGAUGGUGUUAUUUUACAGUGACGUGGUUGGAAGUGUCUUGUUUUUGGUCAGUCACUAGGUGGGGGGCUUUUAUUGUUUACCCCUCACAGGACGGACACCUGUUUUGGGGGCCUCCUGGCUUGUGGCAAGUCUUGGAUUACACAUAUUAUUAAAUAACUGCUGCCACUUGUUUUUUCAGUACUGAAUACACUUUGAAGGAGGAAGGUGCAAUAUCAUAUCUUUUAAAAGACAGUGUCCCCUAGAAUCUGUUUUUAUUUUAUUAUAAUUAGGGCUGUCAGUUAAUCACAGUUAACUUAUGCGAUUAAGACAUUAAUUAUUUGGGAGAUUCAUUUUUUAACACACAUUAAGCGCACACCUGUCUUGUCCCUCUUGGCAUACCGUAAUUCCUGUCCUGCAGCAUAAUUUUAGUGCAUGCCAGGACUGAAUGAGUGUAGUCAUUGCCUGAAUAUAAUAUUAGUCAUGGAACUGCAUUAUGUAGCAAAGCACUCAAACUGAAGGAUUUGUUAAUGGGAGUUUUUAUUUAUUUAUUUUUUAUUUUACUUUGACAGUUCAUUGGAUAGAAAGAGGGUUACUUGUAUCUACUGUCAAACUGAGUUCCAGUAUCACAGAAGUGCAUCUAGUCUGCUGUACCACCUGCGUGCUAAACAUGCUUUCACUUCUCAAAAUACACUUUCUAGUAGUUUUUCUGCUACACACAACAACAAAUGAAACCUGUCGGUUUCGACAGAGUACUCAGGAUCAGAAAUUCAGGAUCGCUGCAAACCCAUGAAUCGACCUAAGUAUGAUACUAUAACGUGCUGUUGGAUAGCUGUCGACUUAUUAUUUACUUGUUUUAUUUCAAUAACCACAUUUAUUUUUAAACAAUAUUAAUUACAAUUAUAGUGGCAAUAACCGUUACUCAGUGAAUGUUUUGUUUAAUUUAGGCAAUUUCAAGUUAUUAAUAAAAUAUAAUUUUUUAUUAUUAUUAUUAUUAUUAUUAUUAUUAUUAUUAUUAUUAUUAUUAUUAUUAUUAUUAUUAUUUAAACGGAAAUGAAAAAACAUCCAUUAUGUGUAAAGGAAACUGUAAAGGAAAGUGAUAAUUGUAAAUUCAUUAAGGUGAGUAAUAAACUGACUUCAUUGUGAUUUAGCAGGUGAUUAAAACAUAAAUAUAAAACUAUAAGGGAAUCCAAAAAUAGGAAAACAGGGUUUUUAUGCUGGGUUGUUUUUGGAUAAUAAUAAUAAUAAUAAUAAUAAUAAUAAUAAUAAUAAUAAUAAUAAUAAUAAUAGCAUCCAUAAUAAAACAAACUUAAAUGAGAUUGAUGCAGUAAUUGUAUCAAUUAAAUAUGCGAUUAAAAUCAAGAUUAACGUAGAUUAAUUUUCUAAUAGCUUGACAACCCUAAUUAUAAUAUUUCAUACAGUUUGCAGUUGUCUGCUCUACAGUCAGUCAGCUGUAACAAAGCUUGAAGAUGUCAUUUAUAAUCUACUUCUAAGUAUACCUUUUUAAAAGUUUACCACAGUAAAAGGAUAACAAAGUAUAAUAAAGCAUUGUGAAAACAUGGGUAAGCAUUGUAAAGCACAGCGAGUUAUAGUAAAGCAUGCAAAAGACAUGGCAAAACAUAGUAAACUAUGGCUAGUGCAUAGUAUAACCAUGGGAAAAGCAUGAGAAAUUACCAUGCAAAUUUACUGUGGUAAACUUUUAUAUAGGAAAACAUGGCUGUACCUUUAUGACUUGCAGAGAUGUAGAGGUAUAUAGGGUUUAAGGAACAAAUUGGGGCUUGUGUCUACUGUACAUUUUAAACUACCUUUGGGAAUUGUAAACUUUCUGAUAAAGUACAGUACACAAACAGACACCAAAUAAUAAUAAUUCAGUGAAUAGAAUUGAACUGGAUUGUGAGACGUUACGACAGUUAACACAACAAAAUUCAAUUACAAUGUAAAGUCGUAUAAUAUACAGCAUUUAAUGUAUAAUAAAACAGACAUUGAGGGUGUCAAAUAGUUGCCACGCUUAGCAGACUCUCCAGCUUACAGAAGUAGUCUACCUCUUGCCACAUGCCAGCCACAAGUUUGCAGUCAUAUGUUUCCUGUGAGGACAUUUGCAUGAUUGGACUGUCUGAUUUGUAAAGCUUUUUUUUCUUCUUUUUUCUUUUUAAUGCAUGGACCUACCUUCAGGGCAGGAUGUCCGAAGGAUUACAUUUAUUCUUCUCUUGUGUUUCUAUUUUAUGUUUUAACUGAAUGUUUUUUGGGUUUUUUUUUUUUUUUUUGGUUUCUUUUUUUUAAACUAUGGAUUUACUUGAAUGUUUGAAUAUUUUCAGAGGUGCAAGUGUGUUGAUAUUUCCUGUCCCUGCCCAACUUUCCCCUCUCCUGCAUUUGGGAUAUCCCACUCUUCACAGUGGGGAAUUGUAUUCCUCUGCUAUAUGGAGAAUUUACUGCCGUUUGUGGGGACAGGUUGUUAAAUAGUGUAUGUGGAGUUUAUACCACUGGGUGGUGCUGUCUGAUGUGGAGAACCGCACUGGUGUAUCAUUAAAAAAAAGUGUACUUUGUGAUUCUUAUUGGACUUUAUUUUAAACGGUACAGCAGUACCCUACUGCAGACAGACGUUACACAGAUACAGUGGAAUUACAUGUACACAAUCGAGCAUCUGAUUGUCUUGGCUUUGCCUUUUUCAAGAAGUGUCUGCAUUCUAGCACUUCCAAUCAUAGAGUAAUGAAUCAGCAUUUGAUUUUAACAUUAUCGUCUAUCAGCAAAGUUUUUAUUAAAGACCAACCCUCUGCUGUAGAAUCAUACUUCAAAGACAAUUCCAGUCUGGGAAAGUUACCAUACAGUAGGCAAGGAUUGAAAGGAUCAGUGAGCCUGUUCCUCCUUACACACUGUUCCAUGUCAUUCCAUUGAAUUUCAACAGUUUUUUCCAGGAACUGGUCUAUAGCAACUUAUUUAAUCCACAGUAUAAACAUGUGUCUUGUAAUUGUCAACUCAGCCUGAAAUAGAAUCAAACCCCAGUUAAAAGACUACUAUGCCUUUGAUUAUGGCAUUGUCCAAUUUAGGCCUUAUUUUUACAGCUGUGUUGUUGUUCAGCUUGCACUCUGGUUUGAACUGAGACUCUAUGACAGUAUAAACUGGACAUGCAAACUGACCCUUUCGCUUCGAUGGAGGAAAUUACUUAAGGGUCCAGCUGUACAGUGACAUAGGGCUACACUCAGUGGGAUCCAAACAACAGGCAACAACUUCUGCUGUUUCCCGGUCGAUGGACGUCCUAUAUAGGGUACGUGAUGCGGUGAAGGUUUACCUGGCCCAAUUUCCACCGGUGGAGGCUUCUAUUGCCAUGCUGGUCCAGGCACCUAAUUUAACGCUCCUAUCCAAGGACGCUACCUGCCCCAACAAGCAGUGCCUGGUCUCUGAAGUGAUCCUCAAGCACGCCUAUUCAGCCAGUGCGUUUGCCACAAUGCUAGGCAGUUAUAAUAGCAUCCUGGUAGCCUACCAGUGCCAUUUGCUUAGGUCCCUUUCUGAGAACCACAGGCCCUCACCACAACAGUUGGAUGAGCUAUGCCUGGUUAACAGGAACCUGCUCUGUGUGUCUAAACUCAGCAGGCAGGCUGUGGGGAGGAACCUGGCUGCGCUGGUAGCUGCAUGUAGGCAGCUUUGGCUUUCCCAGGCAUGCGUGUCUGACGAGGACAAGGCACCUGCUUCACAAGCGACCAUCUCCAGUGUGUAAACCAGCGGCAAACUGGCACCCUAGGCACCAGCCGGCACAGAGACAAAAGCCGCAGGCCAAGACACAGGUUGAGCAGCAGCUCUAGGGAUUUGGUACACUUACCCAUAGGGUAAUGGUUACAUUUCGUACUUGAAAGGGAAUGUUAGGUUAUUAUCAUAACCCUGGUUCCCUGAAAUAGAAAUGUAACCAUUAACCUUCAAGGUCGCUGCGUCCAUGAUUGCAGCAGUCUUGAAGGGAAAAUGAUGUUGAGGUCUGUGACUGCAGUGCUUUUGUGCCCUCAGGGGCAGGCCAUGACUGCGUCACAGGCUCUACGAGCAGCUGUGUCACUGUAAAUAUGUCAUUUGGAGCUAUCUGAGUUCAGAUGACUGUCAUGUGAACUUUGCUGUUCAACUCAAUCCCAGUGACAGAUGGAAACAAGGCAAUAGAGACUGAAAUGUGUUUUAAAAAGUACUGUAUCCUGGUUUUGGAAAAGGCAUUUAAAUAAGCAUGUUUCUGAAUUGUAACAUUUUUUAUCUACGUUGUCAGAUUCACGGACACAACACUGCAAUAUAAAAACGAAGCAAUGGUACUGUUUAAACCGCAGUACUUUUUGAUCGGCAAAAACAAAGAUUUUUUAGAAACAAAGAUUUUGGAAUACAGUGGAGUUUAUUUUAUUUAAUUUUGCACAGCGCUAAAAGAGGUCACAUUAUUUCAAUCCUGUAUUAUUUUCAGUCGCACAGUGAUGCGUUGCUUCAAACAAAAGAGAAGAAAAGCCAUAGGUGGUUGCUGCACAUAUACUCACACAGUUAACAACACUUACACAAGCAGACACAUUUGCUUGUGUGUGUGUCGGUUUGCAUUAUUAGGACCUGCCUCAUAACCCCUUGUCAUUUUGUAUCUUUAAAUUAAUCCUAUAAAAAACGUACCCUAGGCAUUCAAGCUAGGUCAUUUUCCACAUCAGUUAGUGCCAAAUCCAAGAGAAAUGCCCACAGCAAAGGGUAUUACUGCACCUAUGACUCAUUAAGACUUUCAAGAUUCUAAGUCUUGUUAGCAUAAGUCUAAGUCUUGUUGAAUCUAGAAGAAUGACUGCUCUACUGAGAACCUGACAGGCAAGGUGGUCUGUGAGGCUUAUAAAAACGAUAUUCAUUUUUUAGUAUAAUUUUUCCCCAAAUAAAUACAGGCAUACUGUACACGCAUCUACUGAAGUUGUUUUGAAGCUGAUAAAGAAGCCGCCAUGCCAAAAGUGGAGCUCUAAUAUUAUCCUAAAGGGACAGUGUAAUUCUGGAGAAAUUAUUUAUAUUUGUAUUCUAACUUUACAGAGGCAUUAUACAGUAAACUUCAAUUACAAUUAAAAAAAAUAUAAAGUGGCUCUGUCAAAUAAAAUGUCACUAUUUUUCACAACUAUCCGUAUUUUUCUGUAUUGAAUUUUUAAAACUUUAAAAUACUGGUAGUAUAAAAAAAAAAAGGCCAU